AUGCUUCUUUGGGAAAUGGGUCCAUGUGUUUCCCUAUUUCUCUCUCUCUCCUCUCUCUCUCUCUCUCUCUCUCUCUCUGAGAUAAGUUUUUUUUUUUUAUCUCCCUUCCUCUACUUGUUUAAUUUCUUCACUUCUUCUUUCUUUCAAUCCUUUUAUCUCUUGCUCGUCUUCUUUCUCCUUGUCUUUUUUUUUCUUCUCAUUCUCAUUUUCUCGUCUCUUUUCCUCGUUUACCAUCACAUAGUUUUCACAUUUCUAUCUCGUCUCAUCAUUUUCAUCACGUAUUUACUUUUAUUUAAUUUUUCUUUCAACUUUUCUUCUUUUUUGUUUUUUUUCUUUUUCUUCUUCAAAUCUAUUUUCUGUUACUUUCCUCCGCUCACUUUCUGUCUAGUAUUUUUUUUUUCUUUUCCUCGCUCACUCUCGUCUCUUUCCUAUCUCCCCCUACGCCUGUUCCUCUGUUUUCCUCAGAUCAAAAGACACUGGGGGCCUGUCUAUGUCGUUGGUACUGAACCUCCCCAUCACAUCAGGUGGCGGCUGCUACCGCUACUUCCGGUCGCACGUUAUCAGUCCCUUUCUAUCUAUCUAUCUAUGAUACUUCCUAGGCAUCUAAUUCUAUCUAUCUAUCUAUCUAUCUAUCUAUCUAUCUAUCUAUCUAUCUAUCUAUCUAUCUAUUACGCACACACACGCGCGAAAAUUCACAGUUUAGUUUAG
This is a messenger RNA of Acanthosepion pharaonis, 708 nucleotides long. Lineage: Eukaryota; Metazoa; Mollusca; Cephalopoda; Sepiida; Sepiidae. The record is from the annotation of a GenBank genome assembly.